This is a messenger RNA of Astyanax mexicanus (Mexican tetra), 4010 nucleotides long. It is a transcript of the gene kcnh1a, whose product is annotated as potassium voltage-gated channel, subfamily H (eag-related), member 1a. Gene Ontology annotation, molecular function: delayed rectifier potassium channel activity. The transcript has 13 exons. Bases 193 to 3135 code for a protein of 980 amino acids. The record is from RefSeq and is a predicted model, not a curated record. Lineage: Eukaryota; Metazoa; Chordata; Actinopteri; Characiformes; Acestrorhamphidae. Gene Ontology annotation, biological process: potassium ion transmembrane transport; regulation of membrane potential. Gene Ontology annotation, cellular component: membrane.
GUGUGUGUGUGUGUGUGUGUGUGUGUGUGUGUGUGUGUGUGUGUGUGUGUGUGUGCGCGCGCGCGCGCAUGGUCUCUCCUCCUCGGCUGCCGGAGGAGGAGAGUAGAGCCCCGGUGCUGCUGCUGCUGCUGCUGGAUCCGAGCUGGAGAGGAUCAGCGCUGAGGAGCUGCUCGCCUGCCCGACCGAGGAGCCAUGGCGGGCGGCCGCCGGGGUCUGGUGGCCCCGCAGAACACUUUCCUGGAGAACAUCGUGCGGAGGUCUAACGUUUGGACAUUAUCACAUAGACAGACAGACACUAACUUUGUGCUGGGGAAUGCACAGAUCGUGGACUGGCCCAUCGUCUACAGUAACGAUGGCUUCUGCAAACUCUCCGGAUAUCACCGUGCAGAGGUCAUGCAGAAGAGCAGCACCUGCAGCUUCAUGUACGGAGAGCUCACGGACAAAGACACGACGGAAAAAGUUCGACUGACCUUUGAAAACUAUGAGAUGAACUCGUUUGAAAUCCUGAUGUAUAAAAAGAAUAGAACGCCGGUGUGGUUCUUUGUGAAAAUUGCUCCCAUUCGGAACGAACAGGAAAAGGUGGUGCUCUUCCUUUGCACGUUUAGUGACAUAACAGCAUUCAAACAACCAAUAGAGGACGACUCCUCCAAAGGUUGGGGUAAAUUUGCACGCUUGACCCGAGCUCUGACCAGCAGCAGAGGAGUUCUACAGCAGCUCCAGCCUACCGUUGCCAAAGGAGAGAACGUUCACAAGCACUCGCGGCUGGCUGAGGUUCUCCAGCUGGGUUCCGACAUCCUCCCCCAGUACAAGCAAGAGACUCCCAAGACCCCACCCCACAUCAUCCUUCACUACUGCGCCUUCAAGACCACCUGGGAUUGGGUCAUCCUCAUCCUCACCUUCUACACGGCCAUCAUGGUACCCUACAACGUGUCCUUCAAGACCAAGCAGAACAACGUCACCUGGCUGGUGGUGGACAGCAUCGUGGACGUUAUCUUUCUGGUGGACAUUGUGCUGAAUUUCCACACCACCUUCGUGGGGCCGGCCGGGGAGGUGAUCUCCGACCCGAAGCUCAUCCGAAUGAACUAUCUUAAGACCUGGUUCGUCAUUGACCUGCUGUCCUGUCUGCCCUAUGAUGUCAUCAACGCCUUCGAGAACGUGGAUGAGAACUGGAACCAUCGGGCUGUCACUCAAGGCAUCAGCAGCCUCUUCAGCUCUCUGAAAGUGGUGCGCUUGCUGCGCCUGGGCCGGGUCGCCCGCAAGCUGGACCACUACAUCGAGUACGGCGCGGCCGUGCUGGUGCUGCUGGUGUGCGUCUUCGGCCUGGCCGCUCACUGGCUGGCCUGCAUCUGGUACAGCAUCGGGGAUUACGAGGUCAUCGACGAGGAGCGUAACCUGGUGCGUAAGGACAGCUGGCUGUACCUGCUGGGCGAGACCAUGGGCAUGCCGUACCGCUUCAACAGCAGCGGCUCGGGCCGCUGGGAAGGCGGUCCCAACAAGGACUCGGUCUACAUCACCUCGCUGUACUUCACCAUGACCAGCCUGACGAGUAUUGGCUUUGGCAACAUCGCCCCCACCACUGAUGGAGAGAAGAUCUUCGCCGUGGCCAUGAUGAUGAUCGGAUCUCUCCUCUACGCCACCAUCUUCGGUAACGUGACCACCAUCUUCCAGCAGAUGUACGCCAACACUAACCGCUACCACGAGAUGCUGAACAGCGUGAGAGAUUUCCUCAAACUCUACCAGGUGCCCAAAGGCCUGAGCGAGAGAGUGAUGGAUUACAUCGCCUCCACGUGGUCCAUGUCCAGAGGCAUCGACACCGAGAAGGUGCUGCAGAUUUGUCCUAAAGACAUGCGGGCUGAUAUCUGCGUUCACCUGAACAGGAAGGUGUUUAAGGAGCAUCCUGCGUUCCGAUUGGCCAGUGACGGCUGCCUGCGGGCGCUGGCCAUGGAGUUCCAGACCAUUCACUGCGCUCCAGGGGACCUGAUCUAUCACGCCGGAGAGAGUGUGGACAGCCUCUGCUUUGUGGUCUCGGGGUCACUGGAGGUCAUCCAGGACGACGAGGUGGUUGCUAUUCUAGGUAAGGGCGACGUGUUCGGUGACGUGUUCUGGAAGGAGGUAACCCUGGCGCAGUCGUGUGCGAACGUGAGGGCGCUGACCUACUGCGACCUGCACGUGAUCAAACGCGACGCUCUGCAGAAAGUGCUGGAGUUCUACACGGCCUUCUCCAACCACUUCUCCCGCAACCUGCUGCUCACAUACAACCUCCGCAAGCGCAUUGUCUUCAGGAAGAUCAGUGAUGUUAAGCGUGAGGAAGAGGAGCGACUGAGGAGGAAGAAUGAGGCACCGCUCAACCUUCCUCCAGACCAUCCAGUGCGGCGUCUCUUCCAGCGUUUCCGACAGCAGAAGGAAGCCCGGCUGGCUGUGGAGCGUCCGAACUCUGAGGAUCCGGAUGUAGAGAAGGGUCGUGCCCACAAUGAGCUCGUCAUCGUCCAGGAUGCGGUCACCAUCGCCACCACCAGUGUUGUCACUGUGACAGAAAGCCCAGCCACGCCAAUCCCCUCAAACCCAACUCAUAGUGUGCUUGGCCCUGGCCCCUCCGACCGGGCCAAGCUGCAGGCCCCCAGUGCCCUAGGAGGCGGUGGUAACCGGCCGUCUCGAGGAUGGGGGCGUUUCCGGGAAAGCAUGGCCAAACCGGACGGCUGGGGCAACGUAGCCAAAGCCGAGUCGAUGGAAACACUUCCCGAACGAGGCUGCAAGUCAGCCGAGCCUGGCGGCCUGAAAAAAACAGACUCCUGUGACAGUGGCAUCACCAAGAGUGACCUCAGACUGGACGAGGGUGGAGCACGGACACCUGUAGACCACAGUCCUGUUCUGCCUGAAGGGAGGCCACCACCCACUGUCCCGCCCUCAAUACCGCCCAUCCCAGAACACACACUCCACACGGCGGUACUGGAGCUCCGGACUGAACUCAAGGACGAGCUCUCGGCACUCGGAGACCGCAUGGUCGCACUGGAGACGCAGGUCGCCGAGGUGCUGCGGUUGCUAAGGGGUGGAAAGACUCCAUCAUCCCCAAUCCCCCUCUUUCAGAUCUCGAGACCCACAUCACCAGACUCAGACAAGGAUGAUAUUUUCUCAUAAAAUAGGGGUUCUCGGCUCCAGUCUUGGGACCUUCUUUGUCCAGAACUGUUUAAUCUGCCUAAUCCAGCUCCAGACAGGCUUGAUAACUGACCUGUUCACUCUCAAAGUCCACAAGUUCUGCUGUAGCAUUGCUUUUCUUUUAAUAACCUUAAAAAAAAACCAAUAAUCCAUGUUGAAGGAAAGGUUUGGAGACACUAUUUGGCCGUUAUCUCAAUUGUUAUCUCAUCAAUCAACCAAGAUGUUCUGGUGUCCAAAUUGAGUUCUUUUUAGUUUAGCACUGGAGCUACAAAACUAACGCUACUGACUUGACUGGAUGUGAAGAAGCGUCUACAUGUUCCUCCUCCAAAACAUGGCCAAAGAAUCUAGUAUAAUUCACUUUGAUGUAUAAACAUUCACAGUCCCCACGUACACAGGGUGUGGACUUUUUCUGUUUUCUAUAUUAGCCUUGUAGCUCCUAUUCUAGACUAAACCAUUCUAAACAUUUACAGGAAAUGAUGUAGAUUAUAUUUUUCUUUAAACCAUUUUUAAAAUAUGAGAUAUAUACUGAUGUCAAAAGUAAUGGGGCAGGAUCUAGCUUUGGAGUCCCGUAAAUUUUGCCAUGUACCAUGGAGGCCAAAUAAUGCUGCACUGACCUGUGGGAUAUGCAUGUGGGACCUUCUGCAGUAAAUGUGGAUGUGAUUUCUUAAAUAGUCGCUUGUCUUUUCCCAAAGACAAAUCGAAUCCAGAUGCCGCCGCCCACAAUUACCACAUUACUACCCACCGUCUGUCCACUUAUGGGACAUACUGCAACUCCAAUAAAGUUGUCAUGUUGCCUUGCCUUGAGCACAUUGGCUUUGAGUGUUUAACCUCACUCAUAAGAUAUCACCUCACGGCGU